AUGCUUGAAGAAACUGGUGGAUCAUCACGCUUGCCGUCUUUGGUUUCCGAAUGGAUGGAAAAUGGUAACAUAUUAGAGUUUGUCCAGAGCAACCCAGAUUGCGAUAUAAACGGUCUGGCCCUUGGGAUGGCAGAAGGCCUCGCGUAUCUCCAUGCUAAUGGAGUUGUACAUUCCGACUUCAAAUCCGGAAACGUGCUCAUUUCUUCGACCCGUGAAGCACUAAUUAGUGACUUCGGAGCUGCUCACGUCUCUAAUGAUACUCAGGUAGCUGGCAUAUCGAGUACGGUGACAGGCACCAGAGGUACUUCCAGAUGGUUAGCCUAUGAGCUUCUUGCAAACUCGGAGCAAUAUCAAACGGCUACAAUGGAGUCAGACACAUGGUCAUUUGGAAUGACGUUAUUGGAACUUCUAACAGGCGACCAACCCUAUUCGCAUCUUAAGCGCGACGGACAAGUUUUG
Fomitiporia mediterranea MF3/22 is the source of this 459-nucleotide messenger RNA. Its product is annotated as kinase-like protein. The transcript is spliced from 4 exons. Gene Ontology annotation, molecular function: protein kinase activity; ATP binding. The record is from RefSeq and is a predicted model, not a curated record. Gene Ontology annotation, biological process: protein phosphorylation. The annotation marks the transcript as partial. NCBI's taxonomy places the organism in Eukaryota, Fungi, Basidiomycota, Agaricomycetes, Hymenochaetales, Hymenochaetaceae.